CACGGGUGAGCCCCCCGCGCCCUCACCAUGCAGAAGAGCGUGCGCUACAACGAGGGGCACGCCCUGUACCUGGCCUUCCUGGCCCGCAAGGAGGGCACCAAACGCGGCUUCCUGAGCAAGAAGGCAGCCGAGGCGAGUCGCUGGCACGAGAAGUGGUUCGCUCUCUACCAGAAUGUGCUCUUCUACUUCGAGGGCGAGCAGAGCGGCCGCCCGGCGGGCAUGUACCUCCUGGAGGGCUGCAGCUGCGAGCGGGCGCCCGCGCCGCCCAGGGCCGGGGUCGGGCCAGGCGGCGCCCGGGACGCGCUGGACAAGCAGUAUUACUUUACUGUUCUCUUUGGCCAUGAAGGUCAGAAAGCUCUGGAGCUGCGCUGUGAGGAGGAACAGGAUGGUAGAGAGUGGAUGGAGGCCAUUCACCAAGCCAGUUACGCAGACAUUCUGAUUGAGAGGGAAGUGUUAAUGCAGAAGUAUAUUCAUCUAGUUCAGAUCGUAGAAACAGAAAAAAUUGCAGCUAACCAGCUCCGGCAUCAACUUGAAGAUCAAGAUACAGAAAUUGAAAGACUUAAAUCAGAGAUUAUCGCUCUUAAUAAAACCAAGGAACGAAUGCGGCCUUACCAAAGCAAUCAAGAAGACGAGGAUCCAGACAUCAAGAAGAUUAAAAAGGUUCAGAGCUUCAUGAGAGGAUGGUUGUGUAGAAGGAAAUGGAAGACUAUUGUGCAGGAUUACAUUUGUUCUCCUCACGCUGAAAGUAUGAGGAAGAGAAACCAGAUUGUGUUCACCAUGGUUGAAGCCGAGUCGGAGUACGUUCACCAGCUCUACAUCCUGGUCAAUGGCUUCCUCCGGCCCCUGAGAAUGGCGGCCAGCUCCAAGAAGCCUCCCAUCAGCCAUGAUGAUGUCAGCAGCAUUUUUCUCAACAGUGAAACGAUCAUGUUUCUUCAUGAAAUAUUUCACCAAGGACUGAAGGCAAGGAUAGCAAACUGGCCUACUCUAAUUUUAGCUGAUCUGUUCGAUAUUUUGCUCCCCAUGUUGAACAUUUAUCAAGAAUUUGUGCGUAAUCACCAGUACAGCCUCCAAGUGCUUGCCAAUUGUAAGCAAAACAGAGAUUUUGACAAACUCUUAAAACAGUAUGAAGCCAACCCUGCCUGUGAGGGGAGGAUGCUGGAAACGUUCCUGACCUAUCCAAUGUUUCAGAUCCCCAGGUAUAUCAUCACACUUCAUGAACUCCUAGCUCAUACACCCCAUGAGCAUGUGGAAAGGAAAAGUCUGGAGUUUGCUAAAUCGAAACUAGAGGAACUGUCCAGGAUAAUGCACGAUGAAGUGAGUGACACUGAAAACAUAAGGAAGAACCUUGCCAUAGAAAGAAUGAUCGUAGAGGGCUGUGAUAUUUUGCUGGACACCAGCCAGACUUUCAUCCGCCAAGGUUCUCUUAUUCAAGUACCUUCUGUUGAGAGGGGGAAACUUAGUAAAGUUCGCCUGGGUUCAUUGUCUUUGAAAAAGGAAGGAGAAAGACAGUGCUUCUUAUUUACAAAACACUUUUUAAUUUGUACGAGAAGCUCAGGAGGAAAGCUCCAUCUGCUCAAGACAGGUGGGGUUCUCUCUCUAAUAGAAUGUACGUUGAUUGAGGAGCCCGAUGCGAGUGAUGAUGACUCCAAAGGUUCUGGGCAAGUGUUUGGACACCUGGAUUUUAAAAUAGUAGUGGAGCCUCCUGAUUCUGCCCCUUUCACUGUAGUCUUGUUAGCACCUUCACGCCAGGAGAAAGCUGCCUGGACGAGCGACAUAAGUCAGUGUGUGGACAAUAUACGGUGUAAUGGUUUAAUGACUAUAGUAUUUGAAGAGAAUUCCAAGGUUACUGUGCCACAUAUGAUUAAGUCUGAUGCCCGUCUUCAUAAAGAUGACACCGACAUUUGCUUCAGUAAAACACUGAACUCCUGCAAAGUGCCCCAGAUCCGCUAUGCCAGUGUGGAGCGCCUCUUGGAGCGGCUGACAGACUUGCGGUUUCUCAGUAUCGAUUUCCUCAACACCUUUCUGCACACCUAUCGUAUUUUCACUACGGCAGCUGUGGUGCUGGCCAAACUUUCCGACAUAUACAAGAGGCCUUUUACCUCCAUCCCUGUCAGGUCAUUAGAAUUGUUUUUUGCCACCAGCCAGAACAAUAGAGGUGAACAUUUGGUGGAUGGCAAAUCCCCACGCUUGUGUCGCAAAUUCUCUUCCCCACCACCGCUGGCUGUGUCCAGGACGUCCUCCCCAGUGAGGGCCAGAAAGCUGUCCUUGACUUCUCCGUUGAACUCAAGGAUAGGAGCGUUGGACCUGACUACCUGCUCAGCGUCCAGCAGUCCUACCACCACCCACAGCCCUGCUGCAUCCCCGCCACCGCACACUGGCAAAGUACCGUUGGAUCUCAGCAGAGGCCUUCCUUCUCCAGAACAAAGCCCGGGAUCUAUAGAGGAGCCUGUAGAUAACCCCCGCAUGGAUCUGUGUAACAAGCUAAAACGAAGUAUUCAAAGAGCUGUCCUAGAGUCUGCACCCGUGGACCGAGCAGGAGUGGAAAGCUCUCCGGUGGCGGACAGCACGGACCUUUCACCUUGCCGGUCACCCUCCACUCCUCAGCACCUUCGUUAUCGUCAGCCUGUAGGACAGACGGCUGACAACUCCCACUGCUCUGUUUCGCCGGCGUCUGCUUUUGCCAUUGCCACAGCAGCGGCAGGACACGGAAGUCCACCAGGAUUUAACAACACUGAGAGGACAUGCGACAAAGAGUUUAUUAUUCGGAGAACAGCCACCAAUCGAGUCCUGAAUGUCCUCCGUCACUGGGUCUCAAAGCACGCACAGGAUUUUGAACUCAACAACGAACUAAAGAUGAAUGUCCUCAAUUUGCUAGAAGAAGUUUUGCGAGACCCAGACCUUCUUCCCCAGGAAAGGAAAGCCACGGCGAAUAUCCUGAGGGCCCUUUCACAAGACGAUCAAGAUGACAUCCACCUAAAAUUAGAGGAUAUAAUUCAACUGACAGACUGUCCGAAGGCUGAGUGCUUUGAGACCUUGUCAGCCAUGGAGCUGGCUGAGCAGAUCACCCUCCUGGACCACAUCGUCUUCAGAAGCAUUCCCUACGAAGAAUUUCUUGGGCAGGGGUGGAUGAAGCUGGAUAAAAAUGAAAGAACACCUUACAUUAUGAAAACCAGCCAACACUUCAAUGAUAUGAGUAACCUGGUGGCGUCCCAGAUAAUGAAUUAUGCCGAUGUCAGCUCCCGCACCGUCGCGAUAGAGAAGUGGGUGGCCGUGGCGGACAUUUGCCGAUGCCUGCACAACUACAAUGGCGUCCUGGAGAUCACCUCAGCCUUAAACAGAAGUGCCAUCUACAGGCUGAAGAAAACCUGGGCCAAGGUGUCCAAGCAGACGAAAGCUCUCAUGGACAAGCUUCAGAAGACUGUUUCAUCUGAAGGAAGAUUUAAAAAUCUCAGAGAAACCCUUAAAAACUGUAACCCCCCAGCUGUUCCUUAUCUGGGGAUGUACCUGACGGACCUGGCGUUUAUUGAAGAGGGAACACCAAACUUUACCGAGGAAGGCCUUGUUAAUUUCUCCAAGAUGAGAAUGAUAUCACACAUCAUCAGAGAGAUACGCCAAUUCCAGCAGACUUGCUAUCGAAUAGACCAUCAGCCAAAGGUAAUAUUGUGUGGCGGUUAA
Messenger RNA from Odobenus rosmarus divergens (Pacific walrus), 3675 nucleotides. It is a transcript of the gene RASGRF2, whose product is annotated as Ras protein-specific guanine nucleotide-releasing factor 2. Gene Ontology annotation, cellular component: plasma membrane. The transcript is spliced from 26 exons. The record is from RefSeq and is a predicted model, not a curated record. The coding region runs from base 28 to 3675 and encodes 1215 amino acids. Gene Ontology annotation, biological process: Ras protein signal transduction; positive regulation of GTPase activity. Lineage: Eukaryota; Metazoa; Chordata; Mammalia; Carnivora; Odobenidae. Gene Ontology annotation, molecular function: protein binding; guanyl-nucleotide exchange factor activity.